AAAACGACUGUCCUCCCUCCCCCAUAAGUGUUUGAGUAAUAUGUGUACGGCCGCCAAGACGAAGGAACAAUUAUGAACGUAAUCAAAUCGGAUAACUCUUAAAAUCCAAUAAUUUCUUUCAGCAUGAUGUUUGCACGGACGUUGAUUUUCAUUGGAUUUCUAGCUGCAGCUUCUGCGUUGCCUUUGGAUCAUGCCAAUUGGCAGCUGGUUCCCAAUGCAAAUGGGCACCUACACUUGGUGAACACCAACCCGUACAAUUUGGCAGAGGUGGAUCCCACAGAGCCGGAAGUGCACUUCAAUCCGGAAACAGACAUCAUUUUCACAUUGUUCACCAGAAGCAACCCAACUCAGGGUCAGGUUUUGCAAAUCAACAACGCGGGAUCCAUAACCGGUUCGAAUUUCAAUCCCGCCCAUCCCACUCGGUUCAGUAUCCACGGUUGGAACAGCAAUGGGAACCACUUUAAGAACACGGGAAUCCGUAAUGAACUGCUAGCUCGGGGUGACUUCAACGUGAUUGUCGUGGACUGGGGUGUUGUUGCCAUCAACCCGAAUUACAUUUCAUCUCGCAACUUCGUGGGACCAGUUGGAUUUGGGGUCGGCAGGUUGAUCGAUCGUCUGAUCGAGCUGAGGGGAGCCAAUGUGAACACCAUUUAUGCAAUCGGAUUCAGCUUGGGAGCUCACGUGGCCGGGAAUGCCGGAAAGCAUUUGAAUGGCCGCUUGAAUUCAAUCAUUGCGUUGGACCCUGCCGGACCGUUGUUCUCUGCCGGACAGAGUGACGCCGUAUCGCCACAGGACGGUCUUUAUGUGGAAACCAUCAUGACCAACGCUGGACUGCUGGGUAUCAAUGUGCCACUGGGUCAAGCCAAUUUCUAUCCCAAUGGAGGCCGAACGCAACCGGGAUGUGGAAUCGAUGUUUCUGGAGCGUGCGCACACGAUCGUGCUCCUCACUUCUAUAUUGAGUCGAUUCGGUCCUCGGUACCAUUCCGAUCGACAAGGUGUGCCAAUCAUAACGAAAUUCUAAAUGGAGUCUGCACGCCCAGUGGAGCAAAUGCCAACAUGGCCGGAGAACCGUCAAACUUUGGUCGUGGCGUUAAUGGAAUUUUCUUUUUGACAACUAACUCUGCAGCUCCUUUUGCGCAGGGUUAG
Armigeres subalbatus is the source of this 1146-nucleotide messenger RNA. Its product is annotated as phospholipase A1 member A-like. The record is from RefSeq and is a predicted model, not a curated record. The coding region runs from base 124 to 1146 and encodes 340 amino acids. Lineage: Eukaryota; Metazoa; Arthropoda; Insecta; Diptera; Culicidae. Gene Ontology annotation, molecular function: lipase activity. Gene Ontology annotation, biological process: lipid catabolic process. The transcript has 3 exons.